Messenger RNA from Epinephelus fuscoguttatus (brown-marbled grouper), 1083 nucleotides. RefSeq names its product transcription factor HES-7.1-like. Lineage: Eukaryota; Metazoa; Chordata; Actinopteri; Perciformes; Serranidae. Bases 203 to 790 code for a protein of 195 amino acids. The record is from RefSeq and is a predicted model, not a curated record. Gene Ontology annotation, cellular component: nucleus. The transcript is spliced from 3 exons. Gene Ontology annotation, molecular function: RNA polymerase II cis-regulatory region sequence-specific DNA binding; DNA-binding transcription factor activity, RNA polymerase II-specific; protein dimerization activity. Gene Ontology annotation, biological process: regulation of transcription by RNA polymerase II; regulation of neurogenesis; anterior/posterior pattern specification.
CACUCAUGCUUUCAUGAAAUAUUUAUUAUUAUCAUUAUGUUGUCUGUAUUUUAUCCCCUGAUAUGCACAUUACUCCAUAUGUGGGCCAGUAUCGUUGAUUUUGAAAAGACUUUUACAGUGUCGUUCGAUUAAUGAUUUCUUUCAUAUCUUUUGCGUCUCACAGCGUCUCAAACCUCAGGUGGAGAGACGUCGAAGAGAGAGAAUGAACCGCAGCCUGGAGAGCCUGAAGACUCUUCUGCUACAGCGACAGGAAGCGACUCAGCGCAGAGUAGAGAAAGCUGAGAUACUGGAGCACACAGUCCUCUUCCUACAGACCACUGCCAAAAGAGACGAGACGGGAGAUGGAGGUGGUGGAGGCCAGAAACACUCCUUCCAAGACGGCUUCUCCACCUGCCUGCAGAGAGCGUCUCGGUUCCUGGGACCUGAGGGGAAAGGCCUGUGGCUCGGAGCAGCUCUGGAUGCGUCUUUUGCUUCUCGCCUUUCCCGUCCAGACUCUGAUUCUGCAGGUGUUCAACAAACAACUGAAGCUCGUCCUUCAUCCAGCUCUCUACUUCUCAGGAAGUCCUCAAGGCAUAUUCUUCGGUUGCUGAUACUCAGGUCUCGGCUCAGACGAUGCACGCCUGCUGUCUCUGUGGCCAGUUGUGUUCAGACCCGGCGAGAUUCACACCGCCCACUCACAGCUCCACAACAGCCGCAAAAAGUGGCGCGUAGAGUGAGCACACGGGGCCCGUCUCAGAGCCAGCCGGUCAACCAGACUUUGUCUGUUUGUUUGUGGAGGCCCUGGCCCUGAUCACAAGGCAGUGACCGCAGAAACUGAACUUUGAAAGACUCGUAACAUGCUGAUAAAUAUUCAGACAAGAGCAUGUGUUGUUCAUCUGACUUUCUGCAUGGACAUUUUCAGUGCAAUGUAUUGAACACGAGCCUCCUGCUUUCUGUAAAGUCUGAUACGUGUGUAGAUAUUGUAAAUUUAUUAUGAUCACACCAAGUGCUGCUGCAGCCUGUACGGGCCAACUCGUUUUGACUGUGACAUGUUAUGUUCUUUGCACCUUAAUUUAUUUCAGUUGUCAUUCGAAAAUAAACAAA